Molecule: messenger RNA, 3760 nt
Organism: Synchiropus splendidus (mandarinfish)
Lineage: Eukaryota; Metazoa; Chordata; Actinopteri; Syngnathiformes; Callionymidae
Gene: tmx3b
Product: thioredoxin related transmembrane protein 3b
Exons: 16
Coding region: 45-1400 (451 amino acids)
Biological process (GO): peptidyl-cysteine oxidation
Cellular component (GO): endoplasmic reticulum
Molecular function (GO): protein disulfide isomerase activity
Source: RefSeq, a predicted model, not a curated record
AUUUAGCAGCUGUAUUUCCUGCUCUGCAGUUUCCAUCUGGAGCGAUGGCAGAAGUCAGAUGUUCUCUUGUCUGCGGAGUUGCUGCUCUUCUGCUGAGCUCAGCGGUUUGGGCUUUUGUGGAGGAUCUGGACGACACAUUUAAAGACACUAGAGUGAACGAUGUCUGGCUGGUGGAUUUCUAUGCACCGUGGUGCGGCUACUGCAAGAAACUAGAACCAGUCUGGCAUGAGGUGGGAGCUGAGCUAAGGAGCUCCGGCUCACCGGUGCGUGUGGGAAAGAUGGACGCCACAGCAUAUUCCGGAAUGGCAUCAGAAUUUGGAGUUCGUGGCUACCCUACAAUAAAACUAUUGAAAGGAGAUCUUGCUUACAACUACAAGGGGCCGCGGACAAAAGACGACAUCGUGGAGUUUGCCAACAGAGUCGCAGGACCGGCUGUGCGAGCUCUCCCCAGCAAGCAAAUGUUUGAGCACAUGAUGAAGCGACACGCCGUGCUUUUCGUGUAUGUCGGCGCUGACUCGCCUCUCAAAGAGAAGUACAACGAGGUCGCCACGGAGCUGAUCGUUUACACGUACUUCUUCUCUGCGUCAGAGGAAGUUUUGCCAGAGAUGAUACGUUUGCCAGAGCUUCCUGCAGUGAUGGUGUUCAAAGAUGGAGGCUUCUUUACCUACGACGAGUAUGAGGAUGGCAGUUUAUCAUCAUGGGUGAACAAGGAACGCUUUCAAGGAUACCUGCAAAUCGAUGGCUUCACUCUGUACGAGCUCGGAGAAACAGGCAAAUUGGUGGCGAUUGCAGUCAUCGACGAGAAGGACCCGACAGAAGAGAGCAGCAGAUUGAAGACCAUGAUUCAGGCGGUGGCCAGGGACUACAGAGAGCAGUUUAACAGAGACUUCCAGUUCGGACACAUGGAUGGGAACGACUACAUCAACAGCCUCAUCAUGAGCGAGGUGGCUGUUCCUUCAUUCAUCAUUCUCAACACCUCCAACGAGCAGUACUUCCUGCCCAGCGAGCCGGUCCAGACCACCGAGCAGCUGGUCCAUUUCGUCACCAGUGUUCUCAACGGCUCCGCACAGGCGUACGGCGGCGACGGAUUCAUCCAGAAGAUCAAACGUGUUGCCUUUGAUGCCAAAUCUACCGUCAUGUCGGUGUUCCGCAGCUCUCCUCUGCUGGGCUGCUUCCUCUUCGGUCUGCCGCUGGGCGUCAUAAGCCUGAUGUGCUACGGCAUCUGCACCGCCGAGACGGACGACGGCUCGGAAGACAUGGACGCGCUCAAGAGGGAGGGCCUGACCGAUGAGGAGGAGGAGUACGAGGAGGAAGAAGAGGAGCAGAGGAGACUGGCCGAGGGCGCCCAAGACCAGGACGACGUGGGAGAGAAGGAUCCUGAGGAGAAGAAAACCGAUUAACACGGGAGCUCCCGCUGGAUCCAGGACGACGGGGUUUGAGUAAGAAGCGGUGACAUGAAACUCAAAGACAUAUCGGCGUGUUUGUUUUUCAUCUCACCCCCUCUUCUGGCGCCUCCAGCUCAGACGUCCGCGUGGGAGGUCGGCUACUCGGCGGAAACAACCUCUUUAACGCCGCGGUGUAAAUAUUCAAGAGUGGAGGAGCCGCUCGCUGAUCCGACCGGCAGCUGGCGGGCUGUUGAUCCGAGGAAGGAUGUUGUGUAACCGCUUAAGCACAUUUCCGUCACUCACUUUUCCUCUCAUCCGUUAAAAUAGUCUGGACGUUUCUCACCUUCCACCCAUCACCAGAAGACUUAUUCCAAGUGCCCAAACUGGAGAAUCUGCCAUAAAUUGAACGUGCUUUUUUUGUCUUUUUGUAUUGACGGUGCAGAGAAAUGUAAAACUCACCUUUAGCAUCCCUUGAUAGUCGGAUGAUUUCUUCCAAUCCAGCGCUCACCUGCUUUUUAAGACUAUAAAUUCCCCUGACCUCGGCUUCCAUGUGGCUCCUCAGUUUGACAUCAGCUGCUGUGGUGAAUUUAUUCGCUCUGUGUUUACAUCCAGACGCGACAAAAUAUAGGCCACCCUUCCCGGCGCCGUCCUGGACGUCUGUGCCAGUUUCCAACUCUAAAAAUAGCACGAUGACUCAGCGAUCUUUAAGCCGAUGAUAUACUGUCUAUUCGUGGGUUUUGUGGGCGAAAGCCAAGUUUUCUACCAAAAUGUUAAGCCCUGAAAUUUUGCAAGGAUGAGUCUACCUUGAGGAGCCGCAAUGACCCGACAAAAUCCAUCCGCCCGAACUUAAUCCGUCAUCCCCUGCUGGCAGAGUCUGAAAAACAUUUAAAUGUCUAAUUUUAUUGAUUUCCUGAGUUAUGACGGCACAUUUCUUCAGCCCAGAAAAAUGUUUGAGCUGAAGAUUAUGUCUGGUUGACUGGUGUUCCACACUGACGCUGGCCUUCUAUGUACACUGAGCGUUUCCUUUUGCCCUUGCUCUUCUGUCGCGUCCCUGAGCCAAUGGGAGUAUAUUUGGGGCUUGUUUGCGCUUCUGUUUCCAUUUGUCGCUGUCAAACCUCAAUUUUGGCUGACGGUUUAUCGCUCGCUCUUUUCUUGAGCUUGGCUCUGUGGCUCACUUCAGUUUCGGCCUGAACUCACCAGUCGCGCUUCAGGGAGGAGGUGUUCAGGAACAGUAGGAGAUUCCAGCCCUGCAAGUGCCUCCAGUCAUUAUUCCUGAACAGCGUCUCUGGUUGGCUGGUUUUCUGACAGAGGCGUGAUGGAGUAAGAGCAAACGCUACUGUUGUGGACCACCCCACCCAAGACCAAGACGAGACUGAGACGGAUGCAUAAGUCCACUAGUCGUAUACACACAGUUAUUUAUUACUGCAAAAGAAUGGGCUCGCUCCUCAAUGACCUUCUUCUCGACUCAGUCUUGAGCCCUCAAAGUCUUGGUCUCGGGCUUUAGGUCGUCUCUGCUACAACACUAGCCAAUGGUUUCUCAUGUGCGCAGAUAGGAACCCUCAAGUUCAAGUGAAGGAGUCGCCUCCAGAGGGCAGAUGAGGACACUUGUUGACUUGUAGAGACGUUUUCAAGUGCACACACCUUCAAGUUCCCCCUCGUGUUGAAAGCCCCUCCGUACCCGUUCAUCCAUCUGUGAGUUUCCCCGUUUGAUAUCUUACCUGGCUCCUCUUUGAUUUUGAGUCAUAGCUCGCCUUGAUUUUUGAACGCACAACAGAUGACUCUGCCUUUAAAAUGCCUGAAGUAGACAAGACGUGCUAAUGCUACGUAGGAUGUUGUGUAUGUUGCAAGUUCAAAUGAUCAUUGGAUUUGAAGGAGUCCACGUGUGUCUUUGUACUCUGGGUCCGUCACUCAACUUUGCCCUUUAACUAUCUGCCCUUUGACUAACUGGCUUCCGCCUUGCGAACCCCAGACUCACAUCUUUCUCUUUGCUUUGCUGUACGAGUCAUAGCUGAGGUUUGACCCGAGACAGACCAAACGAAGCAGGUUGAGUUGCCAUCCUUAAGCAACGCUCGGCCACCGACCUGCUCUCGGACCCGAGGUCGACUUGUUUAGCUGCACACCUGUGUGUUCUUCGGUUUGUUCAUGAUGAAUUUGAAAACCCUCGACAGGUGGUCUCGAGUCUGAGCUGGCGACUCGAGACUAUUGUCUGGUGAAGGGCUUCUCUUACAGUGGUGUGUUCAAAGGCAGGUGAGCUGAAGUUGAAGUCUCUCGCCGUCUGUCGUCAUCCUCUUUCCCAAACUUCCUCUUUUGGACCUGAAUUCAAACUGUCACUCUUAAUGUUGGAAAAGGUUGAAAUAAAGAUUGUCUUCUUUCUU